CUACUUCCGCUUUACUUAACCGGACGAUUUCGUCUUGACAAGGGGUGCCUCUUUUCUCUUUAGAAGUUACGAUUACAACAUUGUGAUAUUGGUGAUACAAUGGCAUCACCUAACUCAUAUAAACUAAGCUGCUCCAUACCUGGCCAUGAAAUGGAUGUUAGAGGUCUUGCAGUUGCUUUUUUCCCUGACGGAGCCUUUACGUCUGUUUCCAGAGACCGAACCGGAAGGGUCUGGGUACCAAACUCAAGCCCAGACAGGGGUUUCACAGAAAUGCAUUGUAUGACAGGCCAUGAGAACUUCGUAUCCUGUGUAUGCAUAAUCGCUCCCAGCGACACAUAUCCUCGGGGACUCAUAGCCACAGGUGGAAACGACCACAACAUCUGUGUUUUCACACUGGACCAACCACAACCAUUGUUCACACUCAAGGGACACAAAAACACAGUGUGUGCACUGUCCUCUGGGAAGUUUGGAACACUACUGAGUGGCUCUUGGGACACCACAGCAAAAGUCUGGCUCAACGAGAAGUGCAUGAUGACCUUACAGGGACACACAGCAGCAGUUUGGGCGGUGGUCAUAUUACCUGAACAAGGCCUCAUGCUGUCUGGAUCAGCUGACAAGACCAUCAAGCUGUGGAAGGCUGGACGUUGUGAGAAGACGUUUACAGGUCAUGAGGACUGUGUCAGGGGGCUAGCGGUGGUCAGCGACCUGGAAUUCUUGUCCUGUAGCAACGACGCCACUAUCAGGAGAUGGCUGGUGACUGGAGAAUGUGUGCAAGUGUACUACAGCCAUACCAACUACAUCUACAGCCUGGCCGUUUUCCCCAAUGGACAAGAUUUCGUAAGCACAGGAGAGGACCAGACCUUGAGGAUAUGGAAGCAGGGCGACUGCCAACAGACCAUCCGUCUCCCAGCCCAGUCCGUGUGGUGCUGUUGCAUCCUGCCUAACGGGGAUAUAGCUGUGGGCGCCAGUGACGGCCUCAUCCGAGUGUUCACUGAGGUGGAAGAUCGUAUGGCUAGUCCCCAGGACCUCCAGGCCUUCGAGGAUGAGCUCUCCAAGACCACCAUCGACCCCAAGACAGGGGACCUGGGGGACAUCAAGAUGGAGGAUCUUCCAGGAAGGGAGCACCUCGAGGAGCCUGGGAACCGGGACGGCCAGACACGGCUUAUCAAAGAGGGCCAGAACGUGGAGGCCUACCAGUGGAGCGUGGCUGACAGCCGCUGGAUGAAGAUUGGAGAUGUGGUGGGAGGGUCCAACCAGCAGACCUCCAAGAAAGUCAACUAUGAGGGGAAGGAGUACGACUUUGUCUUCACCAUCGACAUCAACGAGGGUGGCCCGUCCAUGAAGCUGCCCUACAACGUGACAGACGACCCCUGGCUGACAGCCCACAACUUCCUGCAGAAGAACGAGCUCAGCCCCAUGUUCCUGGACCAGGUGGCCAACUUCAUCAUCGAAAACACCAAAGGACACACCUUGGGAGCCGCCGCGCCCAGCGCUGCUGACCCAUUCACUGGCUCAGGCCGAUACAUUCCUGGAGCUGCUGACAACAGAGCAGGCUUUGGGGCUGACCCCUUCACAGGCACUGGGCGGUACAUCCCAGGAUCGGGGACUCCUACAGGGGCUCCGGUGGGCGUGGCAGACCCCUUCACAGGUGAGGGUGCCUACUCCUCGGCUGCCUCGAGGCAGACCUCCACAAACAUCUACUUUCCAAAAACGGACGGUGUGACCUUCGAGCAGGCUAACGCCACACAGAUAAUGGCCAAGCUGAAGGAGCUGAAUGGUGGGGCCCCUGGGGAAUACAGGCUGUCUGAGGAGGUCCUGGACAGCCUGGAGAAACUGCUGGUGUCUGUCUGUAACCCCUGCGCCACAGAGCAGCCCACCACAGAGCAGAUCAGCCUGCUCUGGAAGACCUCCCACUGGCCAGAAGACAUAGUCUUCCCUGUCCUGGACAUCCUGCGGCUGGCAGUGCGCCACCCGCAGGUCAACGACAGCCUGUGCGGUGGCGACGCGGAUGAUGGCGUGGCGCUCUGCAACCACCUGCUGAGCCUGAUGAAGCCUCAGGGUCGGCCAGCCAAUCAGAUGCUGGCAUUGCGGACACUGUGCAACUGCUUCAGUGGCUGGCGAGGCCGGGCCCUCCUAUUGGCCCAACGGGAGGCUGUCCUGUCCCACGCCGCCGACCUCUGCUCUGUUUGCAACAAGAACAUUCACAUCGCCCUCGCGACUCUCGUUCUCAACUACGCUGGCUCACUCCACGGCCAGCCCGACCUGGAGGCCAAGGCCCAGUGCCUGUCGGUGGCCAGCGCGGCACUGGAGUCGGUGCAGGACAAGGAGGCAGUGUUCAGGCUCCUGGUGGCUCUGGGGACCACAGUGGCCUCUGACCAGACAGCCCAGGACCUGGCCAAGUCACUGGGGGUCAUGUCACAGAUCGCCAAGUACACCUCGGUCACCGACCCGGCCAAGGUCGGCGAGUGCUGCCAGCUGGUUUUAAAAGAACUGCAGUGAUCUGAUUUCCUGUGACUUAAAACACACGGGUUUCCCCUUUUCCUCUCCUUAUAUUAUUACUAGUCUCUGUUCAAGUGUUUAAUUGACUUUUGAGACUAUUGGAUUGCAUGUGCUGCAAUAAACAUAUGUACAAAUUGGAUCUUU
Oncorhynchus keta (chum salmon) is the source of this 2643-nucleotide messenger RNA. Its product is annotated as phospholipase A-2-activating protein-like. Gene Ontology annotation, biological process: ubiquitin recycling; proteasome-mediated ubiquitin-dependent protein catabolic process. Gene Ontology annotation, molecular function: ubiquitin binding. The record is from RefSeq and is a predicted model, not a curated record. NCBI's taxonomy places the organism in Eukaryota, Metazoa, Chordata, Actinopteri, Salmoniformes, Salmonidae. The coding region runs from base 100 to 2499 and encodes 799 amino acids. The transcript is spliced from 14 exons. Gene Ontology annotation, cellular component: nucleus; cytoplasm.